CAUACACAGACAGGAUGGUGAGAAACAGUAUGAUGAUGCAGGCGUCUGCUCUCUUGGUGAUUGCUUUGCUCUUUAUGUGCUGGAACUCUGCAGGAGCCACUGAUGGAGCAGAAGACUGCUGUUUGACGACUGUGAACAGAAAAAUCCCACAAAGUCUGGUGAAGUCCUACUACAUUCAGAAUCAGGAGCUGAACUGCAGAGUGCAGGCUGUAGUGUUUGUCACGAAGAAAGACAGGCGACUGUGUGCACCUCCUGCAACAAAGAACAACUGGGUUAAAAAGUUGAUCAAUAAACUGAACAAAAAAUCCAAAAAAUCAUCCAAAGGAAAGUCGCAGUAGAAGAUAAUCCCGGAUCAGAUAAUCCCGGAUCAGAUAUAUAUCACAGGUCCUGUUUCAAUCAGUCACCAACUCAUGUCGGAUUAGACUGAUCAGAGAAGCUGAGACCGCUGCCAGGAAUGAAUAAGCUUUUAUAAAUAUAUUGCUGUCAAUGUGUGAAACCAAACCUAUCACCUGCUGCAAAUGCAUUUUGUAAUAUCUCUGACGUUAUUGUCUUUAUUCUAUAAAUAUUUAUACCUUAUAUAUAUGUAUUUUUUUGUGAAUCAGUAAGCAGGUUCUAUUUUUUUGUGUCACAUAUAACAGAUGGCAUUGAUUUGUAUUCUGAAU
Messenger RNA from Neoarius graeffei (lesser salmon catfish), 662 nucleotides. Its product is annotated as C-C motif chemokine 19-like. Gene Ontology annotation, cellular component: extracellular region. Gene Ontology annotation, molecular function: chemokine activity; CCR chemokine receptor binding. Lineage: Eukaryota; Metazoa; Chordata; Actinopteri; Siluriformes; Ariidae. The record is from RefSeq and is a predicted model, not a curated record. The coding region runs from base 15 to 338 and encodes 107 amino acids. Gene Ontology annotation, biological process: inflammatory response; cellular response to tumor necrosis factor; positive regulation of GTPase activity. The transcript is spliced from 4 exons.